Messenger RNA from Eimeria mitis, 762 nucleotides. RefSeq lists its product as uncharacterized. The record is from RefSeq and is a predicted model, not a curated record. NCBI's taxonomy places the organism in Eukaryota, Apicomplexa, Conoidasida, Eucoccidiorida, Eimeriidae.
AUGGACAGCGUGCUGUUGUAUGGACCAGUGGUCGGCACUGGCGCUGCUCCGGCGCAAGUUUCUCCGGAGGUUGCACAGCACGUUGAAAAUGGCUUAAAAUCGAGGGGGGCUGCACCUCCGCCGGUCUACCGCAGAAAAAAGGCGCCUCCCCACCAGUCCGCUCGUCUCAUCAUCACUGUGGCCAUUGCAGCUUUUGCUCUUUUUAUUCGGAGGUGCGUAGCUUCUCUGGCUAAGUCGCGUGCUGCGGCAUCGCGUAGGUCGCUGGCCGACGGGGAUGAUGACUUCCAACAGUGCGUUGGUCCAAGUUUCCCGUCUCGUCAUAAACCGGCCGUUGCUUCAUCGGGUAUGGACCCAGUGAUGUACCAGAGGCUUCGAAACGUAUUGCUGCUGCAGGAGAGAGCGAUUGGGUCGAUUUGGCGAGCAUUUCCUCGGUUGAUAUCUCCUGACGUCGUCAAGUUCCUAAAUGUCGUUGUCGUAUAUUACACGUUUGAACAAACUUUACUAUCUGCAUUCCUUCCUGAUCAGUUGGAGAGACUGAGAAGGGAUGCGGCAGCUCAGCUCCUUAGCUUGGCGAGGAUUCCGGAAGCAGUGUACUGCCUUAAUGAGCUGCAAGUGACUGCAGGGCAGUCGCUCCUUUUUGGUUGGGAGGGUGUCAAGAAAGCUGCUGAAUGUGGUCCGUUACCUGACACCCAAGGCCAAAUUGACGAAGUGAAGAAAGAGGUGCACAGGAAACAAGAAUUCGCCGUUCGUGGCAAGCAUUGA